AGAUGAGGACGGAUCAGACAUCGAAGAGUUCGAUCUACGUCAUCUUCUGCUGGUGCUUCGCCGCCUGCGGAGGCCUCAUGUUCGGUUACGACAUCGGCAUCUCAGGAGGAGUGACGGCGAUGAAUGAUUUCCUGGUAAAGUUCUUCCCGAGGGUGUACGAGAGGAAGAUGCACGCGAAGGAGAACAACUACUGCAAAUUCGACGACCAGUUGCUUCAGCUGUUCACUUCCUCUCUGUAUCUUGCUGCGGUCGUUGCCAGCUUCGGAGCGUCCAAGUGUUGCUCCAAGUUCGGCCGGAGACUCACCAUUCUCUUAGCUUCCAUCUUCUUCCUCAUCGGAGCCGCUCUCAGUGCCUCCGCUCAGUCCCUCUGGAUGCUCAUCUUCGGCCGUAUCUUCCUCGGAUUCGGCGUUGGAUUCGGCAACGAGUCGGUUCCGCUGUUCCUGUCGGAGGUUGCUCCUGUGAAGAGACGUGGUUCGGUGAACAUCAUGUUUCAGCUCUUCAUCACCAUCGGCAUCCUGAUCGCCAAUCUUGUAAACUACGGCACCUCGUUCCUUCACCCUCACGGAUGGAGAGUCUCCCUCGGUGUGGCUGCUUUACCGGCGGUCCUUCUCUUCGUCGGAUCGUUCGUAAUCCCGGAGACACCAACGAGCCUCGUCCAACGAGGCCACGAGUCCAAGGGCCGUGAGGCUCUCAAGAAGAUUAGGGGAGUGGAGGAAGUGAACGAGGAGUUUGAGGAGAUCAAAGAGGCGUGCGAGAAGGCGGAGAGAGCGAAGGGAUCGUUCUGGGAGAUGGCGAAGAAGCGUUCGAACUGGCCUCCGCUAGUAAUCGGAGUGAUGCUUCAGGUGUUUCAGCAGUUUACAGGGAUCAACUCCAUCAUGUUCUACGCUCCAGUCCUAUUUCAGACAGUCGGCAUGAAGAGCGGAGCUUCUCUCUAUUCUUCUGUAAUAACCGGCGCUUUCAACGUCCUCGCCACUCUCCUCGCUAUCUUCGCCGUCGACAAGGCCGGCCGCCGGUUCUUGCUCCUCGCCGCCUGCGUCAUCAUGUUCAUCUCCCAGGUGACAAUAGGGGGCCUGCUGCUGGGAUACUUGAAGGAGGCGAACACGCUGACAGUGGGGAUGGGGAUAGUGGUGGUGGUGUUGGUGUGUAUGUUCGUGAUAGCGUUCGCGUGGUCGUGGGGCCCGAUGGGAUGGCUGAUUCCGAGCGAGACCUUUCCGCUGGAGAUGAGGACCGAAGGCUACGCAUGCGCGGUCAGCACCAACAUGGUCUGCACCUUCAUCAUCGCUCAGGCUUUUCUCUCUAUGCUCUGUCGCAUGAGAGCUUUCAUCUUCUUCUUCUUCGCCGCCUGGAUCCUCCUCAUGGCUCUCUUCGUCUUCUUCCUCUUGCCCGAGACCAAGAACGUCCCCAUCGACGCCAUGGUCGACCGUGUCUGGAAGCUUCAUCCUGUCUGGGCCAAGUUCAUGGACGAUGACGAUGAAGCCGCCCGCAAGACGGCAGCUGCCGUCGAACAAGUCUGAUCAUCGACAUCUUCUAUGUCUUGUUCGAACUCGUAGUUAGUUAGUUUCAUUCCAGAAGAAACCCUACUUUCGUUAUUUUUGUUAGGUUUUAUUAUGGUUUCGAGUCUUUUGGAUAUUAUCUUUUUAAAAGUUUUAGAUUGGAAUUAAUUAUCAGACGUUAAUUAGGGUUUUU
Messenger RNA from Tarenaya hassleriana, 1686 nucleotides. Its product is annotated as sugar transport protein 8-like. Gene Ontology annotation, molecular function: monosaccharide transmembrane transporter activity. The transcript is spliced from 4 exons. The record is from RefSeq and is a predicted model, not a curated record. Gene Ontology annotation, biological process: monosaccharide transmembrane transport. Bases 3 to 1514 code for a protein of 503 amino acids. Lineage: Eukaryota; Viridiplantae; Streptophyta; Magnoliopsida; Brassicales; Cleomaceae. Gene Ontology annotation, cellular component: membrane.